Molecule: messenger RNA, 994 nt
Organism: Dendrobium catenatum
Lineage: Eukaryota; Viridiplantae; Streptophyta; Magnoliopsida; Asparagales; Orchidaceae
Exons: 2
Coding region: 361-966 (201 amino acids)
Source: RefSeq, a predicted model, not a curated record
UUUGAUUCUUUUGUGAACUACUUAAGUUGUAUUUUCGUUAAUGCUUGUUACUACUAUGCCAAAUAAUGAAAGAGAUUGUCAUUCAUACAUUAAGUCCUUUUUAGGAGUUACAUAUAUUUAUACUAUUUUAUGUUAGGGAAGAAUGAAUUCGUCACAAACAGAGUUGAACGAUAAUUCGAAAGCAAAGAGGAAAAAUUUCUUAUGGAGCUUAAAACCUAAAUGGAUAACUGGAUUGCUUCAAAUAAUGAUGGAAUUUGUAAAUGCAAAUAUGCGAAGUGCACAUGGAUUCAAGGACUCUGUUUAUCAAGGUACAGCCCAAAAAAUGAAAGAGAAGUUUGGAAUAGAGGUAACAGCUGAGCAAUGCAAAAACCAAAUAAGGCAUCAAAGAAGUGUAUGGAAUCACAUUCAGGAGUUAAAAAAAAAUCAGGUGUAUCUUGGGAUGAAACAAAAAAAAUGAUUGUCAUGGGUCAAGAUGAAUAUGCAUCACAUAUUCAGGCUUUUCCCAAGGAUGCUCCUUAUUUAAAUAUUGCAAUUGCAAAUUAUGUAGAAUUGGAGAUAGUAUGUGGUAUUGGACAUGCAACUAGAGAGUGGGCGAAAUCUGGAAAUUCUAAAACUCCACUUGGAACGCAACAAUUACAUUUAAGCGAUGAUGAAUCCCAACAAUUUAUGGAUGUUGGUGCAGAUGGACCAAUGGAUAUUGAGUGGUCUGAUAUGCAAGAGAAAGAGAAUAAUACUGGAACAACAAAGAAACCUCAACCUUCAUCUGGUAUAGGAGGCGGCGUGAAAAAGAAGUCUAAAAAAUCAACUGUCGAUCAAAUUAUUCGUGAGUAUAUUUGUUUGAUGGCAGAAAGUGUGAAUGAAGUUGCUAACGCAAUGAAGAGCUCAACAACAUCUCCAAAACAAAUUCAGAGUAUGUAUAAUGAACUGAUGUUUGAGUUAACAAAUAUUCCUAGCUUCUCAGCAUAAGAGGUUGAUACGAUAUAUGAUAAUUUAU